This is a messenger RNA of Ciona intestinalis (vase tunicate), 1614 nucleotides long. The record is from RefSeq and is a predicted model, not a curated record. Lineage: Eukaryota; Metazoa; Chordata; Ascidiacea; Phlebobranchia; Cionidae.
UUCAGAGAAAAAUUUAGUUUCUAUUCUAGUUUUGUUCUUUUUUAUAAAGUUGUCGGUACUUUAGUGAAAUAAAGAAACAUGUGUGAAGUGAAGGCGAUAACACAAGCCACGUUCGAUGCGGUUGUGCAGGAAAAUAUCGACGAUUUUGACAUGGAACCAAAUGAAGCUCUUGAAGAUGCAAUUAAUCAAUUCCUUUCACAGGGUAUAAGCUUGGGCAUGAUCAUUAAAGAAGUUGGAAUGAAUGCCGAGCAUGAGGUUAUAACUCUUACAAAAUCACUUGAAAAAUACAAAUCGACAGAUCUCGAUUCCACAGAAAAAGAUGCUUUAAAGAAAACCUUAUUAAGUUUAACAGAGAAGUUUCAAAGUGAUCUUGCAAAAAGAUACCAAGCUUCAAAAAUUGCAGAUGCUCAUGUUGUUUUGUUUGAGCUCUGUAAACUUAAUGCAGAUGAUCUGGACCUUUUAAACGAUUGCAUGCAGACACUCAGUGCAUUAGUUAACGGACAGCCUGACCUGGUUUCAAAAGAAGCAACUGCUUUUUUCCUGUCUAUCAUCAAAGACUCCAGCAAUGAAGAAAUAGCUCUACUAGUGCUAAAAAUAUUAAAGUUUUCAUGUCUAAAACAUGAACAAAAUCGUGUCAAUUUUGUAAAAGAAGAUGGAAUUGCAAUUGUGUUAUCCACAGCUGAAAAAUUUAAAGAUCGCCCACAAGUGGUGAAAGAAGCGUGUGGUGUGCUGCGUUCGCUCACUCUUGACGAUGAUGUCCGAGUACAGUUUGGUAAAGCCCACGACCACACAAAGCUUAUUGUGACCGAACAUAAAGGAAUGGAAAGACUAUUCGACUUUAUGAGAGAGCACGCCUCUGACCCCGCCAUCUCCAGCGAACUCUGCCUCACUAUGAGUAAACUGAUGGUAAGAAGUGAAUUUUGCCAACAGCUCGUAGACAUGGGAGGACUGGAUGUUAUACUUGGUAUGAUAGACAAGCAUCUUGAACGACAGAACCUAGUGAGGCAUUGCAUCACUCUCAUUAAAUCGAUAAGCGGCAACGAUGACGUAAAAGUAGCAGUGGUCAAGUCAGGUGGUGCUGAACUACUGAUUCAAGUGCUUGGAAAACACAACUCCAAUGCACAGAUCUGCGAAUCCUGUCUCGCAGCAAUCACCACUUUAUCAUUACGUAACCCAUCUCACUGUGACGUCAUAAUGGCGAAAAACACCGCACCACUGAUGGUGCAAGCGAUGAAACUUCACAGCGAGCAUGCAGGCGUCCAGAAACAAGCUUGUAUGGCCAUCCGAAACUUAGUGGCUCGAACGCGCCAACAUUCGACAGCUUUUAUUGAGAAUGGAGCUGACGAACUGAUACGUAAGGCUAGGUUGUUGCACAAAGAAGUACUAGAAGAUGAAAGCAAAGCUGCAUUGCGGGAUCUAGAAGUCCAUGUUGAACUAAAGGAAAGAUGGAAAGGAGAGAAUGUUGGGAUCACUUAUUAGUUUAUGAUGUUGUCACCAUUAUACUGUUGUGUUGAGUGUUUCAACCAUUAUGUAGUCGAUAUAUAUUUAUUAACUUUCUUUUGGCGAUUUUUUUAUCCUAUUUUUAUACACACGGAGGUUUAUACACAUAGGCAA